GAUGGCCUCUCUUGCCCUUUCGGCUGACGAUGGCGUUGAUGAUGAUGAGUCCGACAUGGAGGAGUCCAAGAAGCGUGUCAAGAUCUUUCACGAAGGUCUUGUUGCUGCUCUUAAUGGCCAGCAUAUCGAUCUCACCGGCAACGAUACUGAUGCCAAUAUGGAGAACGCCGCUCCUGUCUCUGGUCUCGAACGUCAGCCGAUUGACCUCACCGGCGACCUCACCGGUGCCCCCAAGAGAGAGUGGACGUGGGAGGGCGAUGGCACCAUGCCCUCCUUCAUUCGUGCUGCCCGCUCGCGCAGCUUGACCAUCAACGAUGCCGCUCCCGCCGCUCCCGCCGCUCCUGCCGCUCCUGCCGUGUCCCGCUUCAAACAUAAAGCCGACUUCAACGGCGUCAGAACCGACCUCAACCUCGACCCGUCCGUCAAGACCUAUACUUCCGUCAUGGAUCCCGCCUAG
This is a messenger RNA of Colletotrichum scovillei, 457 nucleotides long. RefSeq lists its product as uncharacterized. The record is from RefSeq and is a predicted model, not a curated record. The transcript is spliced from 2 exons. The coding region runs from base 2 to 457 and encodes 151 amino acids. NCBI's taxonomy places the organism in Eukaryota, Fungi, Ascomycota, Sordariomycetes, Glomerellales, Glomerellaceae.